Molecule: messenger RNA, 669 nt
Organism: Hevea brasiliensis (rubber tree)
Lineage: Eukaryota; Viridiplantae; Streptophyta; Magnoliopsida; Malpighiales; Euphorbiaceae
Exons: 2
Coding region: 1-669 (222 amino acids)
Source: RefSeq, a predicted model, not a curated record
AUGCCAUCUUAUUCCAAGUUCCUCAAAGACAUUUUAUCAAAGAAGAGAAGGCUAGAAGACUAUGAGACUGUUGCUUUUACAGAGGAAUGCAGUUCAAUAUUGCAGAACAAGCUGCCACCAAAACUUAAAGAUCCAGGAAGCUUCGCCAUACCUUGUCUUAUCGGUAACAUGAAUAUAGACAAAACUCUCUAUGAUCUAGGUGCAAAAAACAUCCCUACUAAGGUGGGAAAAUUCUUUAUCCCAGUUGAUUUUGUUGUACUGGAAAUGGAGGAGGACAUCCAAAUCCCUAUAAUCUUGGGAAGACCUUUUCUAGCAACUGCUGGAGCUGUCAUAGAUGUUAAGAAUAGACUGCGAACUCUCAAGGUAGGAGAUGAAAAAGUGGAAUUCAACCUAUUCAACGCAAUGAAACACAAACUUGAACCUGAUGAAUGUUUCAAGGUUGAUAUAAUUGAUAAGAAAGUUGAAGAGGAAUUCAUUAAAGCACACUUUGAAGAUCCUCUAGGAGCAUCCAUCAUGCACAGCCACACAGCAGAGAAGGAGAACACGGAGAUUGCAGCUUAUGCAUAUUCCUUGACAGCUAAUCCAUCCCCACUAUUGGCUCAAGUUUUCACUAUAGAAGAGUUAAAGGAGGAUCAAUCCAAAGGCAAGCUUCAGGAAAACACUAAAUAG